Messenger RNA from Pecten maximus, 698 nucleotides. RefSeq names its product poly [ADP-ribose] polymerase 1-like. The record is from RefSeq and is a predicted model, not a curated record. Gene Ontology annotation, molecular function: NAD+ poly-ADP-ribosyltransferase activity. The transcript has 5 exons. The annotation marks the transcript as partial. NCBI's taxonomy places the organism in Eukaryota, Metazoa, Mollusca, Bivalvia, Pectinida, Pectinidae.
AAGUGAAGAAUUAUACAUAAAUGGUGCUAACUGUUCCUUCUAGAUGGUGGUUGUUCCGAUCAUGGGGAAGAGUGGGGACAACUAUAGGCAGCAAUAAGAUUGAACGAUGUGAUUCUCGAGUAAGUGUCAUAAGAUCCAUGGAAGCCCUAUAUAUGGAAAAAACCGGCAAUUCUUGGGCUGACAGGAAAAACUUCGUCAAACAGGCCAACAAAUUCUACCCUCUGGAGAUUGAUUACGGUCAGGAUGACGAAGAGGUUGUGACCACACUUAAGACUGGGGGGAAGUCCAAGCUCCCCAAAGCUGUACAAGAUCUAAUUUGCAUGAUAUUUGAUGUAGAGAGCAUGAAGAAAGCCAUGUUGGAGUUUGAGAUUGAUUUGAAGAAGAUGCCACUCGGGAAGUUAUCAAAGCGACAAAUUGAAUCGGCCUAUACUGUACUGACCGAGUUGACAGAGCUUAUUUCAAAAGGUGGCACUCAGACACAGUUCCUGGAUGCUACAAACAGGUUUUACACUUUGGUACCUCAUGACUUUGGAAUGAAGAAGCCACCUCUAAUAAACUCUCUAGAUGUUAUAAAGGCCAAGACAGACAUGAUCAAUAACCUGCUGGAUAUCGAAGUUGCUUACGGCAUGCUGAAGGGAGGCGACACUGGGGAAGAUCCUGUGGAUGCUCAUUACAGGAAACUUAACACAGAAAUUGAG